This is a messenger RNA of Cicer arietinum (chickpea), 3774 nucleotides long. Its product is annotated as protein unc-13 homolog. NCBI's taxonomy places the organism in Eukaryota, Viridiplantae, Streptophyta, Magnoliopsida, Fabales, Fabaceae. The record is from RefSeq and is a predicted model, not a curated record.
CAUUACCUUUAAUAUUCAUUGCCCCUCUCUCUUAUCCUUUCCAUUGAUACAAAUGUACCAUUCUCUUCCUAAGCCAUUUCUUUGGCAUUAAUUUAAUACAUAUUCAUCCAUUGUUGUUUUGUGGUCGCCGACGCCACCUUCACCGUCGUCGGAGACCAACUAUACAUCUUCUAGCUACUUCACCUUAUGGGUCUACAAACUCUCCGUGAAUCGUAUUCCGGUCCGUUGUCCUCAACCACAUUUCAUAAGGAUCAUCAUUACCAUCACCAUCACCACCACAGUUACUCUCCUCAUGACCAGUGUCUGUUCGAGUUUUCUACAAAAGACGAGACUAACAAUCUAAUCUCGCCUUUUGAAAAACUCGAACGCCUGAGUCAAAAUGACAUAAGAGAAACUGCCUACGAAAUAUUUUUCACGGCAUGUCGGUCGUCUCCCGGGUUUGGAGGCCGGAACGCACACUCGUUCCAUUUAAAUAGUAAUCUAAAUGAGAAUAAGUCGAGUCAGGUGGUGAUGUCGCCGACGAGUAAGGUGAAGAAAGCUUUAGGUUUGAAGAUGUUGAAAAGGUCACCAUCGAGGAGAAUGACGUCGGGUGGAAAUAGUGGAGGGCCGUCUUCGCCUAUUGGCGGAGCCAGCCCUUUUAAUACCUACAUGUCGGUGUUCAGGCCACGGAGGCCGAUGACAUCCGCAGAGAUCAUGAGGCAACAAAUGAGGGUGACAGAGCACAAUGAUAAUCGCUUGAGAAAAACCAUCACCAGGAUUCUCGUUGGCCAAGCUGGAAGAAGAGCAGAAACAAUAAUCCUACCAUUAGAACUUUUGCGCCACUUAAAACCAUCAGAAUUCAGCGAUUCUCAUGAGUACCAUAUGUGGCAAAAUAGACAACUCAAAGUCCUUGAACUAGGCCUUCUCUUAUACCCUUCAAUACCUGUAGAAAAAAACAACACAUUCGCCUCGCGCCUAAGAGACAUCAUUCGCAACAUCGAAACUAAACCAUUAGACACAGGCAAAAACUCAGACACAAUGAGAACACUUUGUAACUCUGUUGUUUCAUUAGCAUGGAGAGGUCCAAAUGGAACACCAACUGAUGUUUGUCAUUGGGCUGAUGGAUUCCCUCUCAACAUUCAUUUCUACAAUUCACUUCUUCAAGCUGUUUUUGAUAUUAGAGAUGAGACAUUAGUCCUUGAUGAAAUUGAUGAGUUACUUGAGUUGAUUAAAAAGACUUGGUCUAUAUUGGGAAUAAAUAAGCAAAUUCAUAAUGUUUGUUUUUCUUGGGUUUUGUUUCAACAAUAUAUAUCAACUGGUCAAGUUGAAUCUGAUCUUCUUUGUGCUUCACAUGUUAUGUUGAAUGAGGUGGCUAUUGAUGCCAAAAAAGAAAAAGAUUCUUUUUAUCUUAAGUUGUUGACAUCUGUUUUGAGUUCAAUGCAAAGUUGGGGUGAGAAGAGGAUGCUUAAUUAUCAUGAGUUUUUUCCUAGAAGGACUAUUGGACAAAUUGAAAGUUUUCUUCCUUUGGUUUUAUCUAUCUCGAAGAUUUUGGGUGAAGAUCUGGUAAUAUUUGGUGACGGCGAAGGAAGAGAGAAAGGAGACGUUACGAUUGUUGAUUCAUCUGGAAAUAGAGUUGAUUAUUAUAUUAGAUCUUCCAUGAAAAAUGCAUUUGACAAGGUAAUUGAAACAGUAAAUUACAAAUCAGCAGAAUUGGAUAUGAAAGUAGAACUAAGUGAAAUCCUACUUCACAUAGCACAAGAGACAGAAGACUUAGCAAUAAAAGAAAGACAAAAUUUCAGUCCAAUUCUAAAGAAAUGGCACAAUGCACCAGGUGCAGUUGCAGCAUUGAUGUUGCACAGUUGCUAUGGUCAUGUGCUAAGGCAAUAUUUAAGUGAAGUGACUUCACUCACUCGUGAGGCAGUUAAGGUACUUCAAAAAGCUGGAAAACUUGAAAAAGUUUUUGUUCAAAUGGUUGUUGAAGAUUCUAGUGAGAGUGAUGAUAAUGCUAAAACAGUUGUGAGAGAUAUGGUUCCUUAUGAAGUUGAUUCAGUUAUAUUGAAUCUUUUGAGAAAAUGGAUUGAUGAGUCUUUGCAUAAAGGAAGGGAGUGUUUGCAAAGGGCAAAAGAAACUGAGACAUGGAACCCAAAGUCCAAAGUAGAGUUGUAUGCACAAUCAGCAGCAGAGCUUGUGAAAUUGGCCAAAACAACUGUGGAAGAUUUCUUUCAAAUUCCAAUUGGAAUAACUGAAGAAUUAGUUCAAGAUCUUGCUGAUGGAUUGGAAAGUCUCUUCCAAGACUACACUAUGUUUGUUGCCGCAUGUGGUUCAAAACAAAGCUACAUUCCUCCGCUACCUCCACUAACAAGAUGCAAUCGCGAUUCAAAGUUCAUCAAACUAUGGAAAAUAACUACCCCUUGUGGUGCAAAUAUAUCAGAGGUAGAUCAUAUAAAUGAAACAAAUGAAGGCCAUCAUCCAAGACCAUCAACAAGCCGAGGAACGCAACGCCUAUACAUUCGUCUGAACACCUUACACUACCUCCUUUCUCAAAUUCAUUCUCUCGAAAAAUCGCUAUCUCAGAACCCUGGCUUAGUACCUUCAACAAGACACUGCUUCACAAACAACCUCAGAACACAAAGCACAAAAACUGGCCCAUAUUUUGAAAUAGUUAACUCUUCAAUCCCAGCAGCAUGUCAACAUGUUUCUGAAGUGGCAGCAUACCGUCUCAUAUUCUUGGAUUCAAACUCAGUUUUCUAUGGCAGCCUCUACGUGGAAGAUGUUUCCAAUACACGAAUUAGACCAGCAUUGAGAAUCCUAAAACAAAAUCUCACACUCAUGACGACACUAUUAGUUGAUAGAGCUCAACCCUUAGCUAUGAAGGAAGUAAUGAAAGCUUCCUUCGAUGCAUUCUUAAUGGUUUUGGUAGCUGGAGGAACCUCAAGAGUGUUCAAUAGAUCAGAUCAUGUGAUGAUUCAAGAAGAUUUUGAGAGCUUGAACAAGGUUUUCUGCACUUGUGGUGAAGGAUUGGUGUCAGAAAAUGUAGUGGAGAGAGAGGCUGCAGUUGUGGAAGGUGUGAUUGAAUUGAUAGGAUUAAACACUGAACAAUUGAUGGAAGAUUUCAGCAUUGCAAGUUGUGAAACAAGUGGGAUUGGAAUGAUGAGUAUUAGUGGACAAAAAUUGCCUAUGCCACCUACUACUGGUAGAUGGCAUAGAUCAGAUCCUAACACUAUAUUGAGAGUUUUGUGCCAUAGAAAUGAUAGAGCUGCUAAUUAUUUCUUAAAGAGGAACUUUCAAUUAGCCAAGAGGAGAUAAUAUAUCAAUUUCAACAACAAAUAUUAUAUAUAAGUAUAUAUAUAUAUAUUGACAUAUUGUACCUCUUGGUGAUAAUAUGGAUGAAUGCAUUAAUAUUAUUGGUAUAAAGUAUAUUGUAUAACAAAAUAUUAAUGCAUUGUAACAAGGAAGAAUAUAAAGGAUGAAAGUGAGGGGAAGAAGAAAAGAGGUUGUCAAAUAUUGAAGAAAGCGAUGGCAUUUUGGACAUACAAGAGACUACUAAUGAUGGUUACAGAAUCUGUGUUGAAUUGUAUAUUUACUCACAGAUAUUCUUUAAUUUUUUUUCUUUUUUGAGGAGAAAAAGAGAGAGGGAUUAUUAAAUGAUAUUUUCUUAGUGUACAGUUUGUUGAUAUUGCAUAUAGUCUAUGAGUAGCAUGUAUAGCUGGGAUAUGCUACCAGCAGUUAAGCUACAAUAAGUCUAAACUGCAGAUUACAGAAAACAUGAAAGAAAAAUAUUUUUUUCUUUUCUAA